AUGGCCAUUCUUCAAUGCACCCCCUUUCCAUUUCUUUCCCUCAGAAGAACCAGUCUCAAUUCCUGCAAGUCCACGUUAACCUCAGCACUCACAAACCCAACAACAACAACAACAACAAAUCCGUUGUUCCUGGCGAUGAACACGUUUGCCAAGUCCGAAUCAGUGUCGUCCUCCUCAGCCUCUUCCUCAUCAACGUACGAGGUGCCCGAGCAAGAUGCUAACGAUAUGGACCGUGUAGCAGACAACACGUUUCGAAGGUACACGUGGAACACCAAGAGGAGUGGCAAAGGAACGGCCAUUAUGUGGUUCAGGAAUGAUCUCAGAGUUUUGGACAAUGAGGCUCUCUAUAAAGCAUGGCUUUCCUCCGAAACCGUGUUACCUGUCUACUGCGUUGACCCUCGACUCUUUGCCACUACCUAUCAUUUCGGUUUUCCCAAAACCGGUGCAUUGAGAGCGCAAUUUAUCCUUGAGUGCUUGGUUGACUUGAGGAAUAAUUUGAUGAAGAAAGGACUUAAUUUGCUUGUACAACAUGGGAAGCCUGAGGAUAUUCUUCCUUCUCUCGCAAAAGCAUUUCAAGCUCAUAUAGUGUAUGCUCAGAAAGAAACAUGCAGUGAGGAGCUGAAUGUGGAAAGGUUAGUCAUCAGAGGUCUUGAACAAGUUGUGACAUCACCAGAAGAAUCCAGUAGUGUCACAGUUUCAAACAAUAUCACUAAGUUGCAAUUAGUUUGGGGUUCUACCAUGUACCACCUUGAUGAUCUCCCUUUUGAUGCCACUUCUUUGCCAGAUGUGUAUACUCAAUUUCGCAAGAUUGUUGAAGCCAAAUGUAGCAUACGCUCAUGCAUCAAACUACCAGCAUCUCUUGGACCACCUCCCUUAGUUGAGGACUGGGGAUGCCUUCCAUCAUUAGAGCAGCUUGGACUUUGCUCACAAAAUGUCAUCAAGGGGAUGAAGUUUGUGGGGGGUGAAACAGCGGCAUUAAGCAGAGUAUAUGAAUACUUCUGGAAGAAGGAUUUGCUGAAGGUUUAUAAAGAGACCAGGAAUGGGAUGUUAGGGCCUGAUUAUUCUACCAAAUUCUCACCAUGGCUUGCCUCAGGAAGUUUGUCUCCUCGUUUCAUAUAUGAAGAGGUGAAGAGAUAUGAGAACGAAAGACUAGCAAAUAGUUCUACCUACUGGGUUUUGUUCGAGUUGAUAUGGAGGGAUUACUUUAGGUUUUUGUCAGUGAAAUAUGGGAAUUCGAUUUUCCAUCUAGGUGGCCCCAGGAAAGUUCAUCGCUCCUGGAGCCAAGACAAAAAUUUGUUUGAAUCCUGGAGAGAUGGUUGUACCGGGUAUCCUCUCAUAGAUGCCAACAUGAAAGAACUAUCGACUACAGGGUUUAUGUCUAAUCGAGGACGGCAGAUUGUAUGUUCCUUUCUUGUUCGUGACAUGGGCAUAGAUUGGCGCAUGGGAGCAGAAUGGUUUGAGACAUGUCUUUUGGAUUAUGAUCCAUGUUCUAAUUAUGGAAACUGGACUUACGGAUCAGGAGUUGGGAACGAUCCGAGAGAAGAUCGGUAUUUCAGCAUCCCAAAACAGGCACAAACAUAUGACCCUGAAGGUGAAUAUGUUGCAUACUGGUUGCCACAGUUGCGAAAAAUCCCAAAGGAGAAAAGGAACUUCCCUGGAAAUAUGUACAUUCCUCAAAUUGUGCCUCUCAAGUUUGGAACAGCUAGUGGAAACAUUAAGGACAAGUCUCUUGGUUCAAGAAGAACCAACGAUAGAGGAAAUGAAAGAUGGAACAGGAGAUAA
This is a messenger RNA of Sphenostylis stenocarpa, 1782 nucleotides long. The record is from the annotation of a GenBank genome assembly. Lineage: Eukaryota; Viridiplantae; Streptophyta; Magnoliopsida; Fabales; Fabaceae.